Sporisorium graminicola is the source of this 2766-nucleotide messenger RNA. RefSeq lists its product as uncharacterized. The transcript has a single exon. Gene Ontology annotation, cellular component: Golgi membrane. Lineage: Eukaryota; Fungi; Basidiomycota; Ustilaginomycetes; Ustilaginales; Ustilaginaceae. The coding region runs from base 1 to 2766 and encodes 921 amino acids. The record is from RefSeq and is a predicted model, not a curated record. Gene Ontology annotation, biological process: vesicle-mediated transport; mitotic spindle elongation.
AUGAACGGUGCUGAGCGCCGCAACCAUCCCGGCCAUCUCGGUGCCAUGCCUGCACGCUCGCCCCUCUCCCGCUCUCCUUCACCCACCAAGAAAGCCCAUGCUUCUUCCUCCGACACCCAACAAUCGCCCGCCAGCCGAUCAACGCUGGCGCAGAGGACCAAUCAACAUCCUCACUUUGACACGUCCAACUUCUUUACCAAACCCGACUCAUUCAGCGCUUUCGGUGCUACGCCUAACUACGAGCUUCCUCCAGAUGGGCUCUUUGCCGCCACGCAGAACCAACCCUCUUCGUCUUCCUAUUGGCUCUCCGAGAAUCGUCCUCAGUCCGUGCCUCCAAGGAUAGCGGCCGAAAGUAGUAGUAGUAACAGCAGCAGCAACGCCCGCUCUGCCAAUCCAAGGCGAGCAGUGCCCCUCAUCGACACCAGCGGGCGUCCUCAUUCACGGAGGCAGAGUCUCAUGGAAGAAGCGGAAAAGCGUCCUACCAGCCCUCACAUCACCUCGGCCGUCGCCACCAGCGCUCGCCAUCAUUACCCUUUUUCCUCACAGCACACGUCCCAAUCGCGCUCCGGCUCCUUCCAUGAGCAUGACUCGCAGUCGGCACGACGAUCCAGAAGCCCGGCCGUGCAGCGCGUCGCUUCGCCUUCCUUACUCAAUUCGGGUAUCGGUCGCGCCGCUGUCUCCGCUGCCCAAUCUAUCAUGGAUGCCAUGGCAGGACGCUCUUCUCCUGUCAUUGUGCGCUCCAAACAUCCAUCUCGAGACGACUGUGACAGCCUCAGCGACGACGAAGCUGGGAAAGGUCACGGACGCAGGGCGGCUGCCUCGGUUGCUGCCCGUUUCACGCCUUCCACUCAUCAUCCUCGUCAUCAUCAGCACGCACAGCCGCAUGCUCAUUUCAACGAAAAGCCGUCUCCUGUUUCACCCUACGAUCAGGUUCACCCGCCACACGCCAUGAGCGCCGACGUUUCCUGGCCAGCCAGCAUUUCUGAAUCGCGCAGAGCUACACCUGCUGCCUAUCGACCGCGCCCAGCUUCGGUCAACCGACGACGAGGCAGCACCCACAUCGACCAGCAGCCCACUGCUGCUGCGGACGACAGCACCGACAUGCACUUGCCCAACGGCCACAAGAGCACACAUUCGUCCAUCUUGAUUGGAUCGCCCAUCGUCAUCCCGCAAGCGCGCAGAGGUGCGGUCAGGUUACGCCCAAGACGCAAACGCAAAGUUGCGCGCCAGAUCAAGCCGCAGCGCACUCUGCGACAGAGCCUACUCGUGUUUCUAGCCACGCUAGUUCACUUUGUGCGUCUGCUCGCAUCACCAGCAGAGGCCUACCGACGAUUUAGGGAGUACUGCAUCGACACCCGCAUUGCCAUUGACGACUCGUUCAGAGACCCACAGACUGGCAUGCGCAGCUACUAUCCUCCUUGGCUGCAGGCUUACGUGCCGCUGCUCAUCUGGCUCGGUAUCAGUCUGAGCAGCACAGCGCUCGUCAUCACGUUCCACACCCAGGUUUUUAUCGGACUCGACCACAUGUCGGCUUAUCUGCAAGGCCUGGGUCUGUGGGGCAAAGUGAUGCUGGGCUCGCUCAUCUUUCUCACCACGUUUCCGCCCUUGCCUCUGUAUUCGACGCUCAUCAUGCUUUGCGGCUUCACCUUUGGGCUCUGGCAGGGCUUCAUUAUCAGCUACAUCGCGGCGCUUUCGGGUGCAAUCGUGGUGUUCACGCUCAGUCGAUCAUUGUUGCGAGAGUGGAUGGUGGGGCUGCUCAACAAGAGCGGAGGUCUCAAAAAGGUGGUACGCGCCAUCGAGAAGCAGCCCAAGCUACUGUUUUUGGUUCGACUGGCUCCGUACCCGUACAACUUGAUGAAUACGUUGCUGGCGAGUUCACCUACGCUAACGCUACGGACGUACGUGACAUGCACUGCGCUCGCAUUGCCCAAGUUGCUCAUCCACACGGGCCUGGGCACCUCGAUCAAGAACUUUGCAGCGUACAACGGCGCAGGGGAAGGGCAGAGUAAAGAGGAUGCCGAGGCUUCCGAGACGGCGGAGCAUGUGAAAAAGUGGGCUGGACUGGUAGGCGCUCUACUGUGCUUUGGAAUUAUGAUCUAUCUGUUGUCUGUAGCGAGACGUGCGGUGGACGAGCUGGAUGAUGACGAGGGUUUGGAUGGCUACGACGAUAGCGUACUCUAUGACGACGAGGGCGAAGAAUUGCUCUACUCCGACGAGGACGAAGACGACCAGGACGAUGAUGGCCACGACGCAGCGGAGGCGCGCGACCACGGUGCGGGUGUCGAUAUGCGCGAACGAGCCGGCCCAUCCACAGUGGGCUUCCGCAACGGAUACGCACCCAUCACGUCGUCGCCCGAAGAACGUUUUCGCCAAAGUAUGCGUCACCCGCAAGUAGUCGCAGCAGGUCCGCUCGUGAUUCCUGGCUUCAGCUACGAACACGCAUCCGGCUCCGGCUCCGGCUCCUUUGACGGAAGAAUUUCGCUGAGCAACAGUGGAUCGGCGGGCAACCACUCGAUGGAUCUGGCCGACAAGAUCGCUGAGAUGGAAGCGCAUGCCGAGAGCAUGCAGUUCGAAUCGCCGUUGCAUGCAGGUGCUGAGGAAGGGGAGCAAGAGCUUGGGACUUCGGCGGUGGUGGGGGCAGCAGCAAGUUCUUCAUGGUCGCCCAUGGCGGCGGCGCUUCAGGAGAGCGUGGAUACACACGAUACUGUGAUGAAUAAGGGCGAGCGUUUUGACCUGGAUGAAGGGUCGAAUGGACAUCACCAUUAG